CAUUGUAUCGCGAGAGCACUGUAGCCAAUGAGGUGGCGGAGUUAACAGCCCCUUCGCCGCCCUUAACAAUUGCUGCGAGGUUGAAACCUGUGUGAACCUGGUCGGUGUUCCUGAUCUGCGGCUUCCUCCCUCCAUAGGCUUCACCAAUAGUCCAGCACCAAGACCACUUAGAAAAAUGGAAGGUAAUGGAUCCAUCGACAUGAUCUCAGAAGUCCUAGAGAACCAGUUCCUCCAGGCUGCUAAGCUAGUGGAAAAUCACUUGGACUCUGAAAUUCAGAAACUGGAUCAGAUUGGUGAAGAUGAACUGGAGAUGCUCAAAGAGAAGAGACUGGCGGCGCUCAGGAAGGCUCAGCAGCAGAAACAAGAGUGGCUUUCCAAAGGGCACGGGGAGUACAGAGAAAUCAGCAGCGAGAGAGACUUCUUUCAAGAAGUCAAGGAAAGUGAGAAAGUGGUUUGCCAUUUCUACAGAGACACCACAUUCAGGUGUAAAAUACUAGACAGACAUUUGGCAAUUCUGGCCAAAAAACAUCUUGAAACCAAGUUUUUGAAGCUGAAUGUGGAAAAGGCACCAUUCCUCUGUGAGAGACUGCGGAUCAAGGUCAUCCCCACACUAGCUCUCUUGAGAGAUGGCAAGACACAAGAUUAUGUUGUUGGAUUCACCGACCUAGGAAAUACAGAUGACUUCACUACAGAAACUUUAGAAUGGAGACUUGGUUGUUCUGAUGUUAUCAAUUACAGUGGAAAUUUAAUGGAGCCACCAUUUCAGAGCCAAAAGAAAUUUGGGACAAACUUCACAAAGCUGGAAAAGAAAACUAUCCGAGGAAAGAAAUAUGAUUCCGAUUCUGACGAUGACUAGACCGUGCUAUUCUUUAAAACCUUCUGUCUGUCUGUCUGUCUGUCUGUCUGUCUGUCUGUCUACUUCAGAGUUAAGUGUGUUUUCUAAAUUCCACUGAUUUUGGCCCAUUGACCAUCUGAUACUCUUAUCCCAGCGUGUACACUGUUUGACCAUUUUGUCUGCAGUCAUUAUGUAUAACUUGAGAGAAACAUAUUUUAAAUUACCUGGGAAGGGUCUGAAUUCUCUAUUUUUGUGAUUGAUUUUAUCAUAACCUGAUUCUUCUAUCUUUAAACCAUU
Mus pahari (shrew mouse) is the source of this 1132-nucleotide messenger RNA. RefSeq names its product thioredoxin domain containing 9 (gene Txndc9). The transcript has 5 exons. Gene Ontology annotation, biological process: microtubule cytoskeleton organization. Lineage: Eukaryota; Metazoa; Chordata; Mammalia; Rodentia; Muridae. Gene Ontology annotation, cellular component: cytoplasm. The coding region runs from base 176 to 856 and encodes 226 amino acids. The record is from RefSeq and is a predicted model, not a curated record.